AUGAACCGCAAGGGAGAAUGUCUGUCGAUAACACGCGAACUCGCGCAAUAUCUCGAAUGGUUCUUCCGAUCCAAUGUGACAUUCGAACCAUUCGCACUCGUGAUCGACCAGUCAGUGGUCCAUGCUAGGCGUCUCCGAUGUAAGGUCUGCCUGACGGAUGUCGCUGUUGUACCAAAGUUCUAUACGGGAUCGGACCAUCGCCUCCUUCGAGGAAAAUUUUCCUUCACAAGGAGAGCAGAGAAAGCCGUCAAGCUCAGAGAGAGAAAUCCCAGGACUACCAUCAACUGGGAUCUCUUCGCUACGCUAGCCGGCUUUUGGGAAGAUUCCGCAAUGGACAACAUCGACGAGGAAUAUGACCGGCUUGUUGAACACCUUCACGACUGCGCGAAGAAGGCUGAGAGUUUUAAAACCACCAAGAGACGCCUGUCUCUUGAAACUCUUGAGCUGAUACGCCAGCGUGGAGCAGCACGAGCCGCAGGGAAUCAAGAGCUCACGUCCGAGCUCGCAAGGCUUUGUAAAGAGGCGAUAAAGGAAGACCUUAAAGAGAGAAGAGCAGAAGUGCUGGCUGAAGCUGCAGAGGCGGGGAAAAGCAUCCGCUAUGCCCGUCGAGACUUCGCCAGUCGCAAGACGAGGAUGACUGCUCUCCGGAACCCAAAGGGAACAGCCAUUGCAUCGAGAAGGGGGAUGGAGAAAAUCAUCUACGACUUUUACUCUGAUCUCUUCGACAGCCAUGUCCACUUGCCUCCUCACCACCUGAGGGAAGAUGGACAAGUCAUUCCAGAGGUUCUCCCGUGCGAAAUACGACAUGCCAUCAUGUCGGUAAGAAAUCGUACGGCACCCGGUCCCGACAGAAUAAGACCAGAACACCUGAAGAGCCUUCCGCCAGUACUCAUCAACACCCUGGCGAGGCUCUUUACACGUUAUCUGUCGGAAUGCAAGGUUCCUAAACAGUGGAAGACCAGCAAGACCGUGUUGUUGUAUAAAAAGGGAGAUCCACAUGACAUCGGCAACUAUCGUCCAAUCUGCCUACUGUCCGUCAUCUACAAGCUCUUUACAAGAGUGAUCCUUAAUAGGAUUGAAAAAGACCUGGAUGUAGGACAGCCAUGCGAGCAAGCAGGGUUUCGAAAAGGAUUCAGCACGAUUGACCACAUUCACACUGUUUCAAAACUCAUCGAAAAGGCCUUCGACUCAGUUGAGACGGAAGCGGUCGUGGGAGCCUUGGACAACCAAGGCGUCCCUACUCAGUACAUAAAGGUACUUCGAGAGUUGUACAGUAACUUCACGACCGGAAUUUUGUCUUUCUACAAGAACAUCAUCAUUGAUGUGAGGAGGGGGGUCCGACAGGGUGAUACAAUUUCACCCAAAAUAUUCACAGCCACCCUCGAGAACGCAGUGCGAAAGUUGGAAUGGGACGACAUGGGAGUGAAGGUUGAUGGUCGGCAGCUACACCAUUUGCGCUUUGCUGAUGACAUCGUACUGAUAACAUCUAGCAUCAGCCAAGCGGAACGAAUGCUGACCGAUUUCGACGAAACAUGUGGAUGCAUCGGUCUUCAGCUGAAUCUGCAAAAGACGAUGUUCAUGCGGAACGGAUGGGUCUCGGAUGCCCCAUUCACGCUCAACGGAACGAACAUAUCCGAAUGCACCAGCUACGUUUAUCUGGGUCGGGAAUUGAACAUGAUGAACAACCUGACCCCUGAGCUGGGCAGGAGGAGAAUGGCGGCUUGGGGAGCGUACAAGAGCAUCGAGGAUGUAGUGAAGAAGACCAGGAACACCCGGCUCCGUGCUCACCUCUUCAAAACCACCGUACUUCCUGCUUUGAACUAUGCUUCGGAAACCUGGGCAUUUCGCAAGCAGGAAGAAAACGCGGUGAGCAUAAUUGAACGCGCAAUUGAGAGAGUGAUGCUAGGAGUAUCCCGUUUCGCGCAAGUGAGGACCGGGAUUCGAAGUUCUCUCCUACGUCAGCGAUCGAAGUUUAAAGACGUCCCCGCGUUUGCCAAGGAAAGUAAAAUAAGGUGGGCCGGACACGUGAUGCGCUUUAAUGACAACCGUUGGACGAGAGCCGUCAGCGACUGGGUCCUCGCGAUAUUAAGCGCACUACAGGAAGACCGCCGACCCGAUGGUCAGAUUUCUUCACGAAGUCCUUCAAAGAAAAAUAUGAUGCUCUUCGUGUCCCACGCGAAAGGAGGAACCACUGGGCUACUCUGGCACGCGAUCGGGACAAAUGGAAGAAUUACUGGCGCCCGCUCGACCAGUUCGAAGAUCAACGGGAGUCAAGGUGAUCAAGGUGAUUCUUGGUUUUGCUAA
Necator americanus (New World hookworm) is the source of this 2304-nucleotide messenger RNA. RefSeq lists its product as uncharacterized. NCBI's taxonomy places the organism in Eukaryota, Metazoa, Nematoda, Chromadorea, Rhabditida, Ancylostomatidae. The transcript is spliced from 3 exons. The coding region runs from base 1 to 2304 and encodes 767 amino acids. The record is from RefSeq and is a predicted model, not a curated record.